This is a messenger RNA of Lachancea mirantina, 1947 nucleotides long. The record is from the annotation of a GenBank genome assembly. Lineage: Eukaryota; Fungi; Ascomycota; Saccharomycetes; Saccharomycetales; Saccharomycetaceae.
AUGGAACCGUAUCCUGGUCCUAAUGCUAUAAGAAUAUUGAUUACUUCUGAUAAUCAUGUUGGAUACAACGAGACCGAUCCGAUUCAAGGUGAUGACUCUUGGAAAACUUUCGAGGAAAUCGCCACAAUGGCCAAAACGUACAAUGUGGACAUGAUUUUACAAGGUGGGGACCUUUUCCAUACCAAUAAACCGUCUAAAAAGUCCAUGUAUCAGGUCAUGAAGAGUCUGAGAUUGGCUUGUAUGGGUGAAAAGCCAUGCGAACUUGAGCUUUUGAGCGACCCUAGAGUUGCAUUGCAAGGAGAUUUCGACCACAUUAACUACGAGGAUCCUAAUUUUAACGUUUCCAUCCCAGUUUUCUGUAUUUCGGGCAAUCACGAUGAUGCGUCGGGCGACGCUUUGUUGAGUCCCAUGGAUAUCUUACAAGUGAGCGGUCUUGUAAAUCAUGUUGGAAAAGUGAUGGAAAGUGACAAGAUCGAGGUUUCGCCACUAUUGUUUCAAAAAGGUGUGACAAAGUUGGCACUCUACGGAUUGGCAUCGGUGCGUGACGAACGUUUGUUUCGAACUUUUAAAGAGGGCCAUGUCAAGUUUAAUGUUCCGGAAGGAGAUAUGGCCGAAUGGUUUAAUAUAAUUUGCGUGCAUCAAAACCAUACGGGUCAUACUAAUACGGCUUUUUUACCGGAACAAUUUCUGCCCGAUUUCUUAGAUUUAGUAGUUUGGGGACAUGAACAUGAAUGCAUACCUAAUUUCACGCAUAAUCCACUGAAAAAUUUCGACGUUUUACAGCCAGGUUCUUCUAUUGCUACCUCUCUGUGUGAUGCGGAGUCUCGCCCGAAAAAUGCUUUUAUCUUGGAAUAUGAAUCGGGCGCGACACCCAGAUUGCAUGUCAUACCUCUUAAAACUGUUCGGCCAUUUGUGAUGAAAGAAAUAUCUCUGAAGGAAAUUAUCGGGCUUAAACCGCACGACCGGGAGAGUAUUACCAAGUAUCUUAUACGCGAGGUGGAAAGUAUGAUCGAAGAGGCUAACCGAUCAAUCUCAGAAACAGAGGCAGAAUUUCAAAUGCAGCAGGAUGAACGUCGACUGGAUAGAACACUUCCUCUGGUAAGGUUGCGCGUCGAUUACAGUGCUAAAGGAGGUGACACAGACUUGGAUUACCAAGUUGAAAAUCCAAGACGAUUCAGCAACCGGUUUGUGGGCCGCGUUGCGAACACCCACAACGUGGUACAGUUUUACAAACGCAGAAAACAAACCGCGACUCGUAAGCGUGAUAGCAACGACAUCGAGUCUCUCGUUCAAGAACGAGAUGCCGACAAAACGGUUCAGACGCUUAUCUCAGAUCUCAUGACAUCAAUGUCGUUGUCGCUUCUGCCUGAAGUGGGGCUGAACGAAGCUGUUAGCAGAUUCGUCGACAAAGACGAGAAAGGAGCGCUAAAGGAGUUUAUCGACAGUGAAGUCGACAACGAAGUCAAACUUCUUGCCUCAAAUGACCAAAUUGCCAAUACAGAAGAUUUACAAGAUUUGAAGAAACUUGUAAAACAGUUACGAUCUACGAAUCCACAAAAUACCCCUCCACUUGAAAUGCAAGCAGCUGAACAAGCUGCUGCCGACGCCGUUUCGAGAAGCACACCCCUUGACCAAGAGGAAACUCCUCCAUUUUCAUCAAAACCACCAACUAAAAGGAAGACUUCAACAAGCCAGAAAAAGUCGCUAGUGAGCCCGCUAAUCGUCGAAUCGGAUGAAGAUAUACUCUCUGAUCAUAACGAUAAAUUUAACGAUGCCUUUGAGACCCAAAGAAAUUCCCCAAAACAAAUCGCUCUUGAAGAUUCAGCCCCGAAGAAAAAGGGCCGCAGGAGAAGAUUCAAUGAGCCGAAGGCUCCCAGAGAAACCACAACGACCAAGACUCCCAAGACGGACAUUCUGAACAGCUUGCUGGCAAGAAAAAGAGGCUAG